This is a messenger RNA of Pseudomyrmex gracilis, 4198 nucleotides long. Its product is annotated as glycerophosphocholine phosphodiesterase GPCPD1. Bases 407 to 2827 code for a protein of 806 amino acids. NCBI's taxonomy places the organism in Eukaryota, Metazoa, Arthropoda, Insecta, Hymenoptera, Formicidae. The transcript is spliced from 14 exons. Gene Ontology annotation, biological process: glycerophospholipid catabolic process. The record is from RefSeq and is a predicted model, not a curated record. Gene Ontology annotation, molecular function: glycerophosphocholine phosphodiesterase activity; starch binding.
AAACGGCUUCUGACCUUCAAUUCUUUUAUCUUAUAAACAAGAUAUCGCGCUUGUCACUGACCACAUACUGCGCACACUCACAAGCAGGUACACGAGCUGUAUGUUACAAAAACUCGAUGUCAGUUUCACACAACUGUACCCGUUGCAACAUGUCGAGUUAGUGACAAAACAAAGAAAAGGAAGAAGAUUGUGUUUUUUUUUUUUUAUGACAUAGGAUCUAUAUAAAAGAAAUAUAAUUUAUAUGUUGUACGAAUUUCUUUUGUUUGUACUAAGCUCUACACGACACGUCUAAGCCGAAGAUCUCUCAAGAUUGUGACAAUAUGCAAAACAAGAGGUAGACGAAGUCGAAGGUCGAGUUUGAAUCUCUUUUUUAGAGGAGAGGACAAGAAGACUUUUUCAAACACAGAUGCACACGUGUAACAUCAUCAAGGUGGAAAACGUAGAGAAUUCAGAUAUGAGAGGGUCUAAAAGAGACUGGAUUUUUAGGGUCCAGGUGCCUAAUCUGGAGAAAAAUGAGGUUGUUUACGUCGUUGGGAAUCUGCCUGAAUUGGGUGCUUGGAAUCACAAUCAAGCCAUUCUGAUGUCGCAGGAACAUGUCAGUCGAAGAGAGUCUCCUAUGCUGUUCGAUAGUAACAGCAGUAGCGACUUUUACAGCGACGAUGGCAACGCAACUAAUGGCAUGUGUGAUGGCGAAGAAAAGAAUGUGCGAAUAUUCUCGCAAAAGGUUGCUCUUCCCAUCGAUGCUGAUAUUGAGUUCCGAUAUUUUAUAGCCGUUAUUUGUCAGUCAAACGGUACUAAAAAUUCGGCCAAAACUUUGAUCAUCCGCAAAUGGGAAACUCACAUGACACCACGACAAAUUAGAAAAAAUACACCAAGCAAUUUUGAUAAUGAUACAUUGCCAGAUCCCGACAUAUUUAGCUAUCACAAUAAUUAUCGCAAAGUCGAACGAGGCUGGCUAACAGAUGAAACUGUGAUACAAUUUAAGGUUUUUAACAAUCCUAUUAAACUUUGGAAACACCGAUUACAAAACAAAGAAGUCCAUAUUAAGAUGACGCCUGUAAAUCUAGUUAGGCACAAUUCCUUAGAACUGCAACAGUUUGGGGGCGACUGUGUAGACGACAGUCUCUCUAUGGAUACACAGGAUAUUGUUGAUCAACCUGCUUUUACCAGUAUUACAGAAAUUGCUGUGAUGAAUGACGAAGAGGCUACGUUCAAAGUCCAAGAGCAAUUCGGUCGUCCUUACAAUGCAGACGAAUUUGUUAUCUUCAGUGUUGCUGUUCGGUAUCCCGAAACAAUCGCGUACUUAGUGGACUACUAUGUGUACAGCUCAAGGUGUUUCCCAGGAGAACCACCAAAUCACAUUGGUUUUAGCUACAUCUUGCCUAGUACUUUACAACCCAGCGUCGGACUUUUGACCGUUCCAAUCACUAGUACAAAACACAGACCCAUCGGACAAUUGACAGUGGAAUACGUCGUCAUAAAACCAAUUCCGGAUUAUCCAUGGGACAUGAGUAUCUCGUACGCGAAACACUGGGAACAGCGAUGGUCAGGCUUGGACGUAGGACACAGAGGACUCGGCACUUCUUUUAAAUUUGAAACGAAGAACUGCGCUAACGUACGCGAGAACACGAUCGCCUCGUUAAAAACCGCGUCGUAUCACGGUGCCGACAUGGUUGAGUUUGAUGUUCAGCUAUCGAAAGAUUUCAUUCCUGUAAUCUACCACGACUUUUACGUGUCGAUCUCUUUGAAACGUAAGAAGCAGAUAGAUGCUAUGGACAUGUUGGAAAUACCGGUUAAAGAUCUUACCUUGGAGCAACUGCAUCUGCUGAAGGUUUAUCACGUGGCCGAAGGUCGAGAGAAAAAUCAAAGAUUCUUUGACGAGGACUUGGAGGAUCAUCAGCCCUUUCCCACGCUGCAGACCGCGCUUCAGGAACUAGAACGACAUGUUGGAUGUAACAUCGAAAUCAAAUGGACCAUGCAAUUGAAGGAUGGUACAUUUGAACUCAAUCAUCCGUUCGAUCUCAACAUGUAUCUUGAUAUUAUUCUAAAAGUGGUGUUAGAAUACGGAGGUGAUCGAAAAAUAGUAUUUUCCUCUUUUAAUCCGGACAUCUGCGCGAUGAUACGUCUCAAACAGAACAAGUAUCCGGUAGUAUUUCUAACGCAAGGCAUCACAACGAGGUAUCCCACGUAUCAUGAUCCGAGAUGUCAAUCGGUACCUAUGGCAAUUAGACACGCAUUGGCUGCGGAUAUCUUGGGAAUUAACGUUCACAGCGAAGAUAUUCUUCGAGAUCCGUCUCAGGUCAAGUUGGUGAGAGAUGCUGGAUUGAUCAUCUUUUGCUGGGGCGACGAUAACAAUGAUAAAGCUACUAUACAACAUCUGAAACAACUUGGCUUGCAUGCAGUUAUAUACGACAAGAUCGACGAAUAUAAUCCAAAAGAAAAGAAGGAAAGCAUAUUUUUAGUUGAUGCCAGAGAAAGUCAGAAGGAGCUGAUAGCCGUGGCGCAGUGCAGUCAAACACCACAGACACAGAUUUCUACUCCCGUGAACGCGGAAAAAGAAUAUUAUUUGGAUCGACCGUCGACAACUACGUCAUCGCUCGGAACCAGUAACAUGAGCAGUGAUAGUAUAUAUUCCAUGCCGACGUUAAUGUUGUCGUCCAACUGCGAGAAUAAUCGAGAAAUCAAUGAGAUGACCAAGGAUUUUAGUGUCUGCGCAAAUACCUUCGGUCAUUCGGUAAAGACAAAAAGCAACAAUUUGGCAUGCGGUCAGCCGAACGUUAUGCCUGAAGUUUAUGGAGAGGAUGAUGCGGCAAAGGAUUGCCUUUGAUGCUUUUCCUUCAAAAAGCCUUUCUUCUCGUGGUUUUAAGGAGACAUGUCAUCAAGAGGGACCCUAGCGCGCGACGAUAGCGAGAACUUUUUUUUAUAAUUUAUGAUAUAUUACACUUUACUUAGAUGAUAAGUCCAAAUACCGAGGAUUAGUUUCUAAGAUCAUAGAGAAUAUUGAAACUGGAUCGUUAUACAGGCUGUACAUAACCAACUCGGAUUUAAAACGAUCAAUGUUAUUCUGUAAUUUUAAAACUUGCCAGAAAACGGAUUUUGCUUUAUUGGUUUAUAACCUGUAUUCAAAAGUUCUAAUAUGGACGUAUAAUUUGCUCAAUUGUGUUACUUUUUUUUUUUUUUUUUUUAAUAAACAAAUUCAAGACUACAUACAAUCACGUCUUUAUAUAUGCUAUGAGAUAUAUUGUGCGAAAUUAAAAACAAAAAUGUUAAUUACAGGCUUCAGUGAAUCUUGUUUGUAAACAAUAGAGAAUAACAUUGAUUAAUGUUGUAAAAUAGUAAUAUAACACAAUAGUAUGCGAAGAAAAAAAGAACGUCCGAUUUACUCCACUUCGAAUACACACCAUUCUCCUACAAUUGGUCAGUUUUCUCACGCAUUGUACAGUGUGUGUCGGAAAUAGAGUAUGGCCGGAUACGUGAAAAGGAAAGGAAUGGUUUUUUUUGCGCUUAGAAUAUUACGGUUUUGUUGAAGUCUCCUUACACCAUUCGGUUUUGCAAUAAAAUUAAUUGAACAUUAAGUAAUGGUAGUUAAUUAUUUAUUAUUUUUUUCACAUCUUUUUAACUAAAAGUCAAUACGUUUCAAUCUAAAUGUCAGAGACGUCAAAAAUUUGAUGUCUAAACAACGAUGAAAUCUCGUAUGAGUGCAAAGUUAUAAAAGUUUGUUUCUAAAUGUUUAGCGAACACUGAAGCAUAGACACGUAAAUAAUUAAGGGAAUUUACGAAUUUAACUUUUAUUUAUUACUAUAGUUCAGCUUGUUAUCUCACACAUAAACACGCAAUAGUUUGUCAAUUAAUCGCUAAAUUUUUUUUACAAAUAAAACUUGAAAACUAAUGUAUAUUUUAUUAGCUACCGGCAUAACACUUCCACGCCGGUUGUGUAAAUAUAUAGUAGCACAUUCUACUCGUGUACAUUUCGAACUCUGUAAAUCCGACGCAGGCUGUAGAGAAACUGAUUCUAAUUUCCGCGAGUUCGAGCGGCGAACUAGCGCGGGAGUUACGUUUUUUAGUACAAAUAUCUUCAGGUAUUUUUAUUGUUUAGAAUCUGAAAAAAAAAAAAAAAAACAUUAGAGCUUCUUCUAUAUCUCCUUCGCUAUCGAUUUGGAUAUUACGAUACGAAUGAGUAAUGAAAAAAAAAACAAAA